AUGAGCGACGCUGAAGCCCCCAAGCCCGUCGAGGCUCUCCAGCCUGAGGUCGAGGCUACCCCUACCACCCAGCCCAUCGAAGAGAAGACAGAGGAGAAGUCAGAAGAGACCACACAAGAGACAUCAGAGGCCAAGUCUGAAGAGAAGAAGGAGAUCCUCAAGACUACCGCCAAGCACGAUGAGAACCCCCGUAACAACCGCAAAUUCGACCCUUCAGUCCGUGAGGUCACUGAUGAUCCCAAUGCUAUCCGCAAGCAGGUUGAGUUCUACUUUGGCGAUUGGAACUUCCCCCAAGACAAGUUCAUGUGGGAGUCAUGCGGUGGAAGCGAGAACAAGCCCGUCAAGGUCAAGACUCUCCACUCCUUCAAGCGCAUGCGAACAUUCCAGCCUUACAGCGCCGUUGUUGCCGCUCUCAAGGACAGCAAGUUCCUCGACAUUUCUGGCGAGGAGGGCGAGGAGGAGGUCAAGCGCAAGACCCCUUACCAGCCUUUGAACGCCUCCAAGUCCAAGGUUGAGGCUGCCACCGUUUACGUCAAGGGCUUCGGUGACGAGGAACCCAACACUCAGUUCGACCUCGAAAGCUUCUUUGCCCAGUUCGGCGAGGUUAAGGGCAUCAAGCUUCGACGCACAAACGAGGGCCUCUUCAAGGGCUCCGUCUUUGUCACAUUCUCCGAUGAGGAGGAAGCCAGCAAGUUCCUCAAGACAGACCCUGCGCCCAAGUGGAAGGAGCAUGACCUCAAGAUCAUGAGCAAGCGAGCUUACUGCGACGAGAAGAACGAGCUUAUCCGACAGGGAAAGAUCGAGCCCAACCACACUCAACCUAAGAAGUUCUACGAGGGCAGGGAAUCUGGCAAGGCUGGACGAGGCCGUGGCCGUGGCGGUAACGACUCCGGUAGCCGCGAUCAGGACAACUGGAAGCAGCGACGCGAGAACGAUCAGAAGAACGGCUUCAAGGACCGACGAGGUGGCCGUGGAGGUCGCGGAGGCCGUGGCGGUCGCGGUCGCGGUCGUGGUGGACGCGAUGGUGGCCGUGAUCGGGAUCAGGCCAAGGAGGAGAAGCACAGCAGUAACGAUACUAUGCCCCGCAUCCAGUCCACCGCCGAUGACAGCGAUAACAAGAAGCGAAGCCGCGAUGAUGCUCCCGCCGGCGAGCCCGCUGCUAAGAAGGUCGAUGUUGGGGCCGAGUAG
Molecule: messenger RNA, 1188 nt
Organism: Fusarium coffeatum
Lineage: Eukaryota; Fungi; Ascomycota; Sordariomycetes; Hypocreales; Nectriaceae
Exons: 2
Coding region: 1-1188 (395 amino acids)
Biological process (GO): RNA processing
Cellular component (GO): nucleus
Molecular function (GO): mRNA binding
Source: RefSeq, a predicted model, not a curated record